GGUAACUUUCUGUUUUCAUUUUUGAGAUUGUGUGAUUGAGAGGAAAUGGCAUCGAACAAAGAUCCACCAUUGCACAGGAGGAAUAAUAGUAUGACCCUACCUCUCAACUAUCCACCAGAGCACAGGAGGAGUAAUAGUAUGGGUCAACCUCUCAACUUGCCAGUGUUGAACUUGGUGCUGUGUGGAAGCAAUGAAGAACUAAAGGCCUCCAUAUCAGAUCUCAUAUUGGACCAGAGAAAUGUGGAGACUGGAUUAGUCUGUGGACGCGUUCUCAGGCUGGCGGUGAUGCCAGCUCUACACAACAUUUAUCUCUCAGACGAGGAAGUGAUGAAUGAGAUUCUUCACUGUAUUUCUGUUGAUAAUCCUGUCCAUGCUUUUCUGUUCAUCAUUCCUGUUGGUCCUCUCACUGAUGAUAACAAAAGAGAAAUAGAGAAGAUUCAAAGGACCUUUAGUUCAAGGGUCUGUGAUCAUAGUAUAGUUCUUUUUACCAACAAGAACUUAAAUGAAGAUGCUGCAGUUAACAUUGUAAAGCAAAGUUCAGAGAUGGAAGAACAUCUUAGAUUGUUUGGGGACAGAUAUAUGAUCUUGGAGAAAGAAGAAAAAAGGAGAUGUAAGCAGGUGUCAGAACUGUUAGACCGAGUGACAAAUAUGAACAAGAUUUAUUCUCUCCCAAUGUUUAUUAAGGCACAGAAUGAUGGAGUUAAACAGCCACUAGAUGAAGAACUGGCUGAAAUGAAAAAGAGAGUCAAUGAACUUGAAGCAAAACAAUGGAAAACAUCUUUGAGAAUAUUGCUGGUUGGGAAAACAGGACAUGGGAAGAGUGCAACAGGAAACACCAUUCUAGGAAGAAAAGAAUUUGAGAGUGAGCUGAGCUUGAAUUCUGUGACAAGAAUCUGCAAGAAGGGAAUUGGAGAAGUGCAGGGCAAAUCAGUAGCUGUUGUGGACACUCCAGGACUCUUUGACUCAACAUUAUCAAAUGAAGAGGUUGUAGAAGAAAUUAAGAAAUGCAUCUCAAUGGCGGCACCAGGACCCCAUGCCUUCAUCAUUGUGCUGAGUCUGCAAAGGUUUAGUGAGGAAGAGAAGCAAACUGUAAAUCUGAUUAGGAUGAUGUUUGGUGCUGAAGCUGCAAAGUACAGCAUAGUGCUGUUUACUGGAGGGGAUCACUUGAAAGAUAAAACACUCGAAGAUCAUAUCAAAACCAAUAAUAAUAAACAUGUGAGCAGGCUAAUCAGGGACUGUGGUGGAAGAGUUCACUUGUUUGAUAACAAUACGGAAGAUACCACCCAAGUCAGUGAGCUUCUCCAAAUGAUUGAAGAAAUGAUAAAGUCCAACAGGGACAAUUAUUUUACUAAUGAGAUGUUUGAAAUACAGCAGAAGAAAAAGGAGAUGCUAAAAGAGAAGCAAACUGAAAAAGAGGCCCUGGGGGCAAAAUAUGUAGGAGAACAUGAACAGAUGAAGACUAUGGACAAUGAAGAAGCACUGAAGCAGGGACAUGAGAACAGAGAAGAAAAACAAGAAGAAGAAGAGAAACAAUUGAAAGAGAAUCAAAGUAGAGAAAAAGAGGCAAAACUACAACCUGCAGGGCAUAAACGCAUACUGUAUGAAAUGAAAAAUCUAAAAAGAAAAGACACUUUGACUCUAAUGAGGCUAAAAUGGAAGAUGAAAUUAAAAAGACCAGAGGCAAUCCAAAAGGGAGAGAAAGAAGACAAAGAAAGAAAAGAAAAAGAAGACAGAGAUCAUGUGGAAAUGAGAAAUGAUUGUGAGAAGAAAAAGAAAGAAACAGAGACCAAAAAUGAUGAUGAGGCUAGAAGAAAAGCUGAGGAAAUUGAUGAAGUGGAAGCUCAGCAUAAAAAAGAGAUAAAAGAAUUGGUUGACAAGCACCAAAAUGAUACACAAAAAAUAUGCAUUAUCCUCUAAAAGCUUGAUGAUUUUUUUUAUGUUUACAUUUACACAAUACAGGAUAAAAAGAUUUUUUUUAAUCUUCAUUUUCAAAACUACAUUGAUUACUUUCAGUUUUCAUUCAGUUUUCCUUUAUCACAUUUAACGAAGAACUUCUGAUUAUUGAACUACUGUCUGAUUAUACUGUCUACAUUUAAAGCUAAUUAGAACUGAUUGUACUGUAUGUUCAUGGGAGAGGUCACAGUGUCUUUCCUAAGUAUAACCCCAAUUCCAAAAAAGUUGGGACAGUAUUUAAAAUGCAAUAAAAAACAAACAAAAAGAAUCAUUUGUAAAUUCAA
This is a messenger RNA of Ictalurus punctatus (channel catfish), 2237 nucleotides long. RefSeq names its product GTPase IMAP family member 8. The record is from RefSeq and is a predicted model, not a curated record. NCBI's taxonomy places the organism in Eukaryota, Metazoa, Chordata, Actinopteri, Siluriformes, Ictaluridae. Bases 46 to 1917 code for a protein of 623 amino acids. The transcript is spliced from 5 exons. Gene Ontology annotation, molecular function: GTP binding.